GCUCCGAACUCCACCUACUCUUCCAAUCUUCCAAUCUUUGAAGUGAACAAGUUCUCAAUUGCUACUCAAACAUAUCUCACAUAUCGAAGAAAUGGUAAAGCCACUGACAUUCAAAGGCGACAAGCCGAAAUCGUCCAAAAAGCGCAAGCACACCCACACGCACGCUUCCGAGGCUCACCCAAGCUCCGCCGCCGCACCACCAUCAAAACUGGCUAAGCAAUCCGAAGACCCCGAGUCCUCAGAAGCAGUCGACCCUGAUGCCUCCGCCGAGGAUCAGUCCUGGGUCUCUGCUGACACAACCGCCGAUAUCUCCGGUCCAAUCCUCAUCUGUCUUCCCUCCGACCCUCCGACAGCCAUAGCCUCCGACAUCCACGGCAAGGUGUUUGCUAGCGAACUCGAGAAUCUAAUUGAUGGUGAUGUCCGGACUGCGGAGCCGCAUGAUGUGCGCCAAGUGUGGGUUGCGACGAGGGUGGCGGGAACAGAGGGAUUUAGUUUGAAGGGUGGGCAUGGGCGGUAUCUUUCCUGCGACAAAUAUGGACUUUUCAGCGCGACGGCGAGCGCGAUUUCCGCGCACGAGUCGUUCCUUAUUCACCCCUCGCCUGACAUCCCGGGAACAUUCUUCAUGCAGGCGCUGGGAGGCACCGGGGAGAAUGACACAUUUGUAGGGAUCAAAGAGGGUGCAAAGGGCGUUGAAAUUCGCGGCGACGAGACGAGUUUGUCGUUCCAAACAACGGUGCGGAUACGCAUGCAGGCGCGGUUCAAGCCCAAGAUAAAAGCCAGCAAAGAGACAAAGGCUCGAGAAAAGGUCAGCAGAAAGGAGUUGGAGGAGGUUGUUGGGAGACGACUGGAUGAGGAUGAGGUGAAGAGAUUGAGGAGGGCGAGAAAAGCAGGGAAUUUCCAUGAGGAGGUUUUGGAUGUCAGGGUCAGGGGAAAGCAUGACAAGUUCGCUUGAAAUACAACUACGACUAGAGAGUUCUGCGGACAAAGUGACAUGGUAUCGGAAUUUCAACAUCAUAUUCGAGUAGGGUAUCAUGUACAACGCUUCAAGCACGAGAGUCUGUCUACGGCAGCCGCAUACUGUCCCGAUGUACCGCCUCGGGCAUUGAGAUGGGAUAGAGAUCGGGCGGCAACACACUCUUCUUGCAUAGCGGACACAGGCUGCUAUUCCUCGUCAGAGACACAUCAAUGCACUCGGGGUGGUAAAUAUGACCACACGGCAGUUCGCGUACAGUUGACGAAGCGGGGACGAAGUCUUCCAAACAGAUUGCGCAGGUGGGUUGUGAAUGACUUAGCCUAUUGGCAUGUUUUGUAUACGAAGGUCGACGUGAUGUAUUUGCGGUUUGCGGGUUCUCUUCGAUGUCUGUCUCGGCUUCCUUCUCGAUUCCCCUCCGUUCAGAUUCGAUCACUAGCGUGUCCUGGGAUUGACCAGGCUUAUCACCUUCGCACAGGCUCUGUCGUGAGCUCCCUGGGCCUGAGUCAUCCACGGUUGGAUAGGUAUAAAUCGGGAGUUUGGCAAGGAACUCCCGGGAAACUCUGAUAUGCUGCAGUGCAUGCUGUUCAUAGUCCACUUCGCUGAAUUCAAGGCGCCGCUGAAGCAUUUCCCGACGUCGCCUUUGAAUUAAUUGGUAUAGGAGAAGAAGAAUGAUGCAAAGGACCAAAAGAGUCCCAAGGAUGGCCAAAAGGAAGCCCCAAAUGCUCGGUGUUUUCCUUCCGCUUUUUUCUGAUCUGGUGUUAGUCAAGACACUCGCACUUUGCAAGACUAUCGACGCCUUACCCAAGUUAAUGAUAGUAAACAGCCGCACAUCCCAU
This is a messenger RNA of Aspergillus calidoustus, 1809 nucleotides long. NCBI's taxonomy places the organism in Eukaryota, Fungi, Ascomycota, Eurotiomycetes, Eurotiales, Aspergillaceae. The record is from the annotation of a GenBank genome assembly.